Messenger RNA from Aspergillus nomiae NRRL 13137, 699 nucleotides. Its product is annotated as Mpv17/PMP22 family protein. The transcript has a single exon. The record is from RefSeq and is a predicted model, not a curated record. NCBI's taxonomy places the organism in Eukaryota, Fungi, Ascomycota, Eurotiomycetes, Eurotiales, Aspergillaceae. Bases 1 to 699 code for a protein of 232 amino acids. Gene Ontology annotation, cellular component: membrane; mitochondrion; cytoplasm.
AUGAUAUUCUGUACAAGGCAGAGACCUCCAAAUCGAAACCCCAGCGGAAACCCGAGAGCCAAACGACCGUGGGAACCAGCGGUAGCGUUCCUCGACUGGUUUUCAGACUCGCAAAGCCGUCGACCAUACCUCACGCAGUUAUGUCUCACGCCGGUAAUAUACUGCAUUGGCGAUUUCUCGGCGCAGAUGAUCGGAGAUGACGAUUUCGACCCCCGCCGCUCCCUACGAAGCAUCGUCGUCGGCCUCGUUAUCGCUAUUCCCAGCCACGAAUGGUUUCUGUUUCUAGGACGACGGUUCAACUACGCUUAUUCUCCGACUAUAUCCCUCUGCGCGAAAGUGGCUGCCAAUCAACUAUUGUAUACUCCGUUGUUCAAUGUGUAUUUCUUUGCCUUCCAUGGGCUUCUCUCCGGGGAGGGACUCAUGGGUGCCGCUGAACGCGUGAGCAAUACUGUGCCGACAAGUAUACCCAGGAGCUUUCUUUACUGGCCUUUUGUCACAGCGUUCAACUUUACCUAUGUACAGCCUCAGUCUCGCUCGGCUGCUACAUCCGUCUUUGCUGUUUUCUGGCAAUCGUACCUGAGUUGGUUGAAUAGUUCGGCGGAAACGGGAGCAGAGAUGCGCAUUGGCAAACCUGCCUCGUCCAAUGCAUGUGCCGUGGGGGAUCUUGAUCGUCGGCUUUUGUUGUUUGAUGAUAACUAG